UCUGUAUUGGGUCUCAAAGGGUUCUGUUUUUCCCCUCUGCAGCAUCCUUUGACUGUUUUUCGGAUGGGUCUUCAUUAUAAUGGUGCCAUUUUCUGCUACAGCAGAGAUGGUCAAAAACCCAGUUGCCUGCUGAGCUGAACCAAGCCCAGAGAAGUGAAGCUGUGGACGGUCCGAAGAGCUCCAGUUUCAGACGGUGCCAAGUGUCACAGGCUCGCUGAAAGGCAGUUUGCCCUUUCUACAUUGUUUACUUCCCAUGCGAAGCUCACUGCUAGGAUCUAACCUUUAGAUGCUUUCUGAGUAAGAGGAAACUCAAUUAUGAAAUAGCUCUUACGUGACUAGUACACGGUAUCUAGGAUUUAAAGGUCUAGAGUAAAUGGUCUAAAUGUUAUUUUAAAAGGCAAAGAUACUCUCACAUGUCAGGAAAAAAAAAUAUGCCAAAACUCCAAGCUCCACCAGCCACUCUUUCAACAGAAACUUAACUGAUACAGUGGGAUGGAGAAAAUGAGAAGAAUGAUCAUCUAAAAAUCGCCAUUGGUAAAGUGAUGAAGAACAUUCGCUGGCUGAUUCUGAAACUUGUCAAUGUUGCGACUCUUGGCGGCAUAUGGAUUUCUCUGGUACAGUGUACAGUUUUAAACCACUGCCUAAAGUCAUGUGUAACUAACCUGGGACGACAGCUUGACAUUGGCACGACAUACAAUCUGAGUGAACCGUGCAUCCAAGGAUGUCAUUUCUGGAACUCUGUAGAGCAGGAAAACUGUGCUUUAAAAUGUAAUGACACCUAUGCCCCUGUUUGUGAGCGAGAAUCGUGCGAGGUCGGCUGCAGCAGUGCUGAAGGUGCAUUCGAGGAAGAAGUGCUAGAAAAUGCCAAUUUCCCCACUGCACCCUUUGCUUCUUCCAUUGGAAGCCACGGUGUGACCUUACGAUGGAAACCUGCCAACAUCUCUGGAGUAAAAUACAUCAUUCAGUGGAAAUACGCACAACUUCCUGGAAGCUGGACUUAUACUGAGGCUGUGUCCAAGCUCUCAUACGUGGUGGAGCCCCUGCACCCCUUCACUGAGUAUAUUUUCCGAGUGGUCUGGAUCUUCACAGCCCAGCUACAGCUGUAUUCUCCACCAAGUCCCAGUUAUAGGACUCAUCCUUACGGAGUUCCUGAGACUGCGCCUUCCAUUAGAAAUAUUGAGAGCUCGAGUCCAGACACGGUGGAAGUCAGUUGGGAUCCACCCCAAUUCCCAGGAGGACCUAUUUUGGGUUACAACUUAAGGCUGAUCAGCAAAAAUCAACAAUUAGAUUCAGGGACACAGAGAACCAGUUUUCAGUUUUACUCCACUCUACCAAAUACUACCUACAGGUUUUCCAUUGCUGCUGUAAAUGGAGUUGGUGAGGGGCCAGAGGCAGAAUCUGGUAUUUCCACUUUAUCCUCAGCAGUUCAAGAAGAGGAACAGUGGCUCUUUUUAUCCAGAAAAGCUUCUGUAAGAAAGAGAUCUUUAAAACAUUUAGUAGAUGAAGCCCAUUGCCUUCAGUCAGAGGCCAUACACCAUAAUAUUACAGGAAUAUCCGUUAAUGGUCACCAGCAAGUCAUCUAUUUCUCAGAAGGGACUCUCAUAUGGAUGAAAGGGGUUGCCAACAUGUCUGAUGUGUCUGACCUGAGAAUUUUUUACAGAGGUUCAGGAUUAAUUUCUUCCAUCUCCUUAGAUUGGCUUUAUCAGAAAAUGUAUUUCAUCAUGGAUGAACUGGUGUAUGUCUGUGAUUUAGGAAACUGCUCGAACGUUGAGGAAAUUACUCCUCCCUCAAUUACUGCACCUCAGAAAAUUGUGGCUGAUUCGUACAAUGGGUAUGUCUUUUAUCUCCUGAAAGACGGCAUUUAUAGGGCAGCCCUCCCCGUGCCAUCUGGUCGGGACUCAGAAGCCCUACGUAUUGUGGAGAGUUGCACGUUGAAGGACUUUGCAGUGAAGCCCCAGUCCAAACGAAUCAUUUACUUCAACGACACCACUCGUGUCUUCAUGUCGACGUUUCUGGACGGGUCCGCUUCCCACCUUGUCCUAGCUCAUGUCUCCUUUGCUGAUGUGAAGAGCUUUGCCUGUGAAAACUACGACUUCCUUGUCACAGAUGGCAAGGCUGUUUUCCAGCAGGACUCUCUCUCUUUUAAUGAGUUCAUCGUGGGAUGUGACCUGAGCCACAUAGAAGAGUUUGGAUUUGGUAACCUGGUCAUCUCUGGCUCCUAUGCUCAGCCACACCCCCUGCCAGGCCGCCCGCAACAGCUCUCCGUGCUCUUUGGCUCCCACCAGGCCCUGGUUCAGUGGAAGCCCCCUGCCCUUGCCAUAGGAACCAGCCCCUCUGCCUGGCAGAACUGGAUUUAUGAGGUGAAAGUAUCAACUCAAGACUUUCCUGAAAUCACUCAUGUUUUCUCGAACAUCAGUGGGACCACGCUUCAUGUGCCCAAGCUGCAGAGUGCUACGAAAUACGAGGUUUCUGUGAGAGCCAGUUCUCCCAAGGGACCAGGCCCUUGGUCAGAGCCCUCGGUGGGUACAACCCUGGUGCCAGCUUCAGAACCACCAUUUAUCAUGGCUGUGGGAGAAGAUGGUCUUUGGAGUAAACCUCUGAAUAGCUUUGGCCCAGGAAAAUUCUUAUCCUCUGAUAUAGGAAAUGUAUCAGACAUGGAUUGGUAUAACAACAGCCUCUACUACAGCGACAUGAAAGGUGAUGUUUACGUGUGGCUGCUGAAUGGGACGGAUAUCUCAGAAAAUUAUCACAUAUCCAACAUUUCAGGAGCAGGGGCUUUAGCUUUUGACUGGCUGGGUCAGUUUCUCUACUGGGCUGGAAAAACGUAUGUGAUACAAAGGCAGUCUCUGUUGACAGGGAACACAGACAUUGUGACUCAUGUGAAGUUGUUGGUGAAUGACAUGGUAGUGGAUUCAGUUGGAGGUUACCUUUAUUGGACCACACUAUACUCAGUGGAAAGCACCAGGCUAAAUGGAGAAAGUUCCCUUGUACUACAGGCACAGUCUUGGAUUGCUGGGAGAAAGGUAAUUGCUCUAACUUUAGACCUUAGCGAUGGUCUCCUGUAUUGGUUGGUUCAAGACAGUCAAUGUAUUCACCUGUAUGCAGCUGUUCUUCGGGGGCAGAGCUCUGGGGAGACCAACAUCACAGAAUUUGCAGCCUGGAGUACCUCGGAAAUUUCCCAGAACACACUGAUGUACUAUAGUGGUCGCCUCUUCUGGAUUAAUGGCUUUAAGAUUAUCACAGCUCAAGAAAUAGGUCAGAGAGCCAGUGUUUCGGUUUUGGAACCAGCCCCAUUUAAUCAGUUCACAAUUAUUCAGAGUUCCCUCAAGCCUCUGCCAGGCAACUUUUCCAUUACCCCCAAGGUUAUCCCAGAUUCUGUUCAAGAGUCUUCAUUUAGGAUGGAAGGGAAUGCUUCAAGUUUCCAAAUCUUGUGGAAUGCUCCCCCAGCAGUGGAUUGGGGUAUAAUUUUCUACAGUGUGGAAUUCAGUUCUCUGUCUAAGUUCCUGGCUAGUGAACAACAGCUUUCACCUGUAUUUACUGUGGAAGGUCUGGAGCCUUAUGCCUUCUUUAAUCUCUCUGUCACUCCUUAUACAUACUGGGGAAAAGGCCCCAAAACAUCUUUGUCACUUCGAGCACCAGAAACAGUUCCAUCAGCACCACAGAACCCCAGGAUAUUUGUAUUACCAAGUGGAAAAUACCAUAACCAGAAUGAAGUUGUGGUGGAAUUUCGAUGGAAUAAGCCUAAGCAUGAAAACGGUGUGUUAACAAGAUUUGAAAUUUUCUUUCAAAUAUCCAACCAGACAGACACAAAUGAAACAUUCGAAGACUGGAUCGCUGUCAACACAACUCCCUCGGAGAUGUCUUUUCAGCUUGAAGGCAUGAGUCCUGGGUACACUGUUGCCUUCCAGGUUCGAGUCUUCACAUCCAAAGGACCUGGACCAUUUUCUGACAUAGUAAAAUCCAAAACAGCAGAAAUCAAACCAUUUCCAUACCUUGUAACUCUUUUUGACAGCAAGAUAGUUUUAUUAGAUAUGGAUCAAAAUCAAAUUGUAUGGACAUUUUCAACAGAAAGAGACAUCAGUAGCAUGGGCUACACAGCUGAUGACGGAAUGGGGUAUUAUGCUCAAGGAGACUCACUUUACCUUCUGAACAUGCACAACAGGUCCACUUCUGAGAUUUUCCAAGGUACACUGGUUUUUGAUAUCACAAUUAUUACAAUUGACUGGAUUUCAAGGCAUCUCUACUUUGUGCAAAAAGCAUCACAAAAUGGAAUGCAAAUAUUUGAUGUUGAUCUUGAACAUAAGGUGAAAUACCCCAGAAAGCUGAAAAUUUGCAAUAGAAAUUCAACAAUUGUCUCUUUUUCUGUAUAUCCUCUUUUAAGUCGCCUGUAUUGGACAGAAGUUUCAGAUUUUGGCUCUCGGCUGUUCUACUACAGUAUUACCAACCAGACCUUGAAUCGCAUUCUUCCACCUAUAGCCACAAACCAUUCAGAUGGAAGGGGACAGUGUUUUUGUGGUGUUACUCAGUUCGAGUUUAGUGGAACAAUGACGAUUGAUACCUCUGACCCGAAGAAACCACAGAUAUACUUUGUCAAAGGGCAAGAGAUCUGGGCCAUGGAUCUGGAAGGAUGUCGGUGUUGGCAAGUAGUCAUGGUGCCCACUCUGCUUGGAAGAACACUUGAAAGCUUAACUGUGGAUGGGGAAUUUCUUUACUGGAUCUCCUCGGCAAAGGACAGCACGCAGAUUCACCAAGCAAAGAAAAGCAAUGGGGCCAUCCUCUCUCAGGUGAAGGUCCAAAGGAGUAAGCAUAUCUUGGCUUACAGUUCAGCUCUGCAGCCUUUUCCAGAUAAAGCAUUACUGCGUCUAGCUUCAGAUCUAGCAGAGCCGACUAUACUUAACACCAGUAACACCAGCCUCACAAUCAGAUUACCGCCUGCCAGGACCAACCUCUCGUUCCUGGGCAUCACCAACCCAACUCCAACAUACCUGGUUUAUUACAAAGAAGUUAACAGCAGGAAAACCAGCUCUGAGCUGAAAUAUAAAAUGCUGGAGUUUCAAGAGAGGAUAGUCCUACUUGAUGGGUUACAACCAUUUUCAACGUAUGUGAUACAGACAGCUGUAAAGAAUUAUUAUUCAGACCCUCUGGAAUGGUUACCUCUGGGAAAAGAGAUUUGGGGAAAAACUAAAAGUGGAGUGCCAGAGGCAGUCCGGCUCAUUAGCACAACGGUGCAGUCAGACACCAGCCUCACCAUAUCCUGGAGAGAAUCUCAGAAGCCCAAUGGACCUCAAGAGUCAGUCCGCUAUCAGUUGGCAAUCUCACAUCUGGCUCUAAUUCCGGAGACUCCUUUAAGACAAAGUGAAUAUCCAAAUGGAAGACUUGCUCUCCUUGUCACUAGACUUUCCGGUGGAAAACUGUAUGUGUUAAAGGUUCUGGCCUGCCAUGCUGAGGAAAUGUGGUGUGCAGAGAGUCAUCCUGUCACUGUCAAAAUGUUUGACACACCAGAGAAACCUUACGCCUUGGUUCCAGAGAACACUAGUUUGCAGCUCGAUUGGAAGGCUCCUGCUGAUGUUAACCUCACCAGAUUUUGGUUUGAACUCCAGAAGUGGAGGGACAAUGAGUUCUCCCGUGUUAAUGCUUCAUGCAUCCAAGGCCCAGAUUAUGUGUGUAACAUCACAGAUCUACAGCCUUACACGUCCUAUGCUGUCCGUGUAGUGGUGGUUUAUAGGACAGGAGAAAACAGCACCUCACUCCCAGAAAGCUUUAAGACAAAAGCUGGAGUCCCAAGUAAACCAGGCAUUCCAAAAGUAUUAGAAGGGAGCAAAGAUUCAAUACAGUGGGAAAAAGCCGAAGAUAACGGAGGCCGGCUUGUGUACUAUAUCCUUGAGAUCAGAAAGGGCAUUUCAAAUGAUUCACAGAAGCAGAAUUUAAUGUGGAAGAUGGCAUUUAAUGGAUCCUGCAGUAAUAUUUGCCUGUGGAAGACCAAAAACCUGAAAGGAACAUUUCAGUUUAGAGUAGUAGCUGCAAAUAAUCUGGGAUUUGGUGACUACAGUGGAAUCAGUGAGAAUAUUGUAUUAGUUGGAGAUGGUUUUUGGAUACCGGAAACAAGCAUUGUACUUACUAUUAUAAUUGGAAUAUUUCUGGUUGUUACAAUCCCAGUGGUCUUUGUGUGGCACAGAAAAUUAAAAAGUCAAAAAACUCCCAGAGAAGGGCUGACGGGUCUCAUAAACGAAGACAAAGAGUUGGCUGAGCUUCGCGGUCUGGCGGCUGGAGUAGGGCUGGCUAACGCCUGCUAUGCCAUACAUACUCUUCCAACCCAAGAGGAGAUUGAAAGUCUUCCUGCCUUCCCUCGGGAAAGACUGACUCUGCGCCUCCUAUUGGGAAGUGGGGCCUUUGGAGAAGUGUAUGAAGGGACGGCGGUAGACAUCUUAGGAGCUGGAAGUGGAGAAACCAAAGUAGCAGUGAAGACUUUGAAGAAGGGCUCCACAGACCAAGAGAAGAUCGAAUUCCUAAAAGAGGCACAUCUGAUGAGCAAAUUUAACCACCCCAACAUCCUGAAGCAGCUUGGAGUUUGUCUGCUCAACGAACCCCAAUACAUUAUCCUGGAGCUGAUGGAAGGAGGAGACCUUCUUACCUAUUUGCGUAAAGCCCGGAUGACAAAGUUUCAUGGUCCUUUACUCACCUUGGUUGACCUUGUAGAUCUGUGUGUAGAUAUUUCAAAAGGUUGUGUCUACUUGGAGCAGAUGCAUUUCAUUCACAGGGAUCUGGCAGCUCGGAAUUGUCUUGUGUCUGUGAAAGACUACACCAGUCCAUCAAGGGUAGUGAAGAUUGGGGACUUCGGACUCGCAAGGGACAUCUAUAAAAAUGAUUACUAUAGAAAGACAGGGGAAGGCCUACUCCCAGUUCGGUGGAUGGCUCCAGAAAGUUUGAUGGAUGGAAUCUUCACUACUCAGUCUGACGUAUGGUCUUUUGGAAUUCUGAUUUGGGAGAUUUUAACUCUUGGUCACCAGCCUUAUCCAACUCAUUCCAACCUUGAUGUUUUAAACUAUGUGCAAACAGGAGGGAGACUGGAGCCACCAAGAAAUUGUCCUGAUGAUUUGUGGAAUUUGUUGACCCAGUGCUGGGCUCAAGAACCUGACCAAAGACCUGCUUUCCACAAAAUCCAAGACCAGCUUCAGUUAUUCAGAAAUGUUUCGUUAAGUGGUAUUUCUCAAUACAGAGAAGAAGCAGACCACAGUGGAGUCAUAAAUGAAGGCUUUGAAGAUGAAGAUGCCAGUGCGAUCUGUUUGAAUUCAGGUGAUGUGAUGUCGAUAGCCUUAAUGGAAACCAAGAACCAAGAAGGGUUAAACUAUAUGGUACUUGCUACAGGAUGUAGCCAAGGAGAAGAAAAUUCUGAGGGUCCUCUAGGCUCUGAGGAAUCUGAAUCUUGUGGUCUGAGGAAAGAAGAGAAGGAACCACAUGCGGACAAAGCUCUCUGCCAAGAAAAACAAGUGGCUUACUGCCCUCCUGGCAAGGCUGAAGGCCUGAACUAUGCUCGUCUCACUCACAGUGGCUCUAGAGCUGGGUCUGAUUAAUAGCUCUGUUUGGGAAAUGCAGAGUUGAGAUAAACUCUCCCAUUAAGCAGUUACUGAAAGAAAAGUCUAGUAGGAUGAUAGACGUGAUGGUAGUCUAUGAUCCAAAUUAACACUGGAAAGUUCCGGAAUUCCUGAAUUCUUGGUUUGAAGAGCCAUUUGAAUUCAGUUGUGACAAUCCCCAUAACAACUGCUUAACCUUCAGCAGAAUUCCCAAGUAAACCUCUAAACGUUUGGAAAGCUUAGGAAGAUCCGACUCUGGAAGGGAAAGUGCCCCACCCCCACCCAGGCUCCUUAGUCCAUUGCCCACCCUUCAGUCUGGGCUGUGCCAGAAGCAUCUUGGUUAGAUGGUGAGAGACAAAAUAGCUAUGUACAGAAGGAACCAGCACUUAGGACAUGGAAAUCAUUUGGAAUGCUAUUACUGCAAUAAAAUACUGUCUUUAAUGAUGAUCCUAAAGUAUUUUGUAUUUUGGAAGCUUGGAAGAGCAGCUUCAAUCGUACUGAAAAUAGGACCAUGAAGAGAGCUCUAAGUCCUAAAGUUUAGCAUUCCACAAACUUUGGGUUAUGGAAAAAUCGCUCUGUGACUUGUGUGCUGCAAUGGAAAUUAGCUAAUAUAAAGGUCAUUUUCAUUUCCCUUAUCUGUCUUAUACAUGAAAUACUUAAGAUUACAUUUAGUAUCAAUUCUCCUUAAAACUAAAUAUAGAAGAUUAUAUGAUGCUAAUUUAAGCUUUCUGAUGUUUAGCACCUACAUGAAAUAAUAGAUAUCUAAAUGGGAUCUAUUAAAAAUUUUCUUUGAAGAAA
Messenger RNA from Neogale vison (American mink), 8369 nucleotides. RefSeq names its product ROS proto-oncogene 1, receptor tyrosine kinase (gene ROS1). Bases 543 to 7571 code for a protein of 2342 amino acids. Gene Ontology annotation, molecular function: ATP binding; protein binding; transmembrane receptor protein tyrosine kinase activity. Lineage: Eukaryota; Metazoa; Chordata; Mammalia; Carnivora; Mustelidae. Gene Ontology annotation, cellular component: membrane; signaling receptor complex. Gene Ontology annotation, biological process: cell surface receptor protein tyrosine kinase signaling pathway; protein phosphorylation; regulation of TOR signaling. The transcript is spliced from 44 exons. The record is from RefSeq and is a predicted model, not a curated record.